AUGUGUCUUUGUUCGUUUGGAAUUCAAGAAGAACGUAUUCCUCUCGAAUGUAUAAAUACAAAAUGUAGCCGAUUAUAUUGUACUCAAUGUGUAAAUUCAGUACAAACCUAUCUUGGUAGUAGUAGAAAUUUUCGUUGUAUGUAUUGUAUGCUGGAAUAUCCACUUCAGAAAGCACCCAUAGAAAAUCAGACACUCGUUAAACAACUAUGGGAUAGUAUGACAAUAAAGUAUGGCAUACGUUAUACAAGUCAUUUACUUUUUAAAACGCUCACACUAAACAAUAUGAUUGACUUUUUGUGUGAUAUGGAAUGUCGACGACGUCAUUUAGUAAAUCUUAUUUCAACACUUGAACGUUUUUCCAGAUGGACACAAACACAUCAUGUAAUGGAGGAUACUCAUAUUAUGGCUGAGAAAUUAUUAGAUCUUGUAACACGACUCAGAGAAGACCCUAUUACUUAUAUGAAUACAUGUCAAACUGAAUAUAAACAAAUCAUUUCAACGUCUGAUCAUAAUGAUAAUAAUGAUAUUGGUUCACAUUAUAUACGAUUAUGU
Molecule: messenger RNA, 552 nt
Organism: Adineta steineri
Lineage: Eukaryota; Metazoa; Rotifera; Eurotatoria; Adinetida; Adinetidae
Source: the annotation of a GenBank genome assembly